Hyla sarda is the source of this 3168-nucleotide messenger RNA. RefSeq names its product RING finger protein 112-like. Gene Ontology annotation, molecular function: metal ion binding; GTP binding; GTPase activity. The transcript has 13 exons. NCBI's taxonomy places the organism in Eukaryota, Metazoa, Chordata, Amphibia, Anura, Hylidae. The record is from RefSeq and is a predicted model, not a curated record. Gene Ontology annotation, biological process: endoplasmic reticulum organization; protein homooligomerization. The coding region runs from base 165 to 1967 and encodes 600 amino acids.
CAGAAGUUCCUAGAAGCUACUUGAAGGGGCAGAGCCAUGAAGAGUCAGAGAGAGAACUUGAUCCAAUGAGCCCAUUCUUCUCUAAUAACUGGUUAUGACUACAAGUGUUUCUAUGGACCCCGGGCAGCCAUCCUCCUUUAAUCCAGAAGUACUUUCGGGCGGCCAUGUCCCAUGAAAGGUCUGCACAUUUCUCCAAAAUAGAAGAGGAUAUCAUCUGCUCCAUGUGCCUCACAGAGUUCAAUGACCCGGUCUUUAUCACUUGUGGCCACACCUACUGCAAACCCUGCAUCACAUCCUACUGGUCCACUACACCGAUCCUGGGUUAUCGCUGCCCAGAAUGCAGGAAAGUCUGUCAGAAAGACCAACUUAUACCGGCCUACCGCCUCAAGAAUGUGGUGUCAACGGUUCAGCUGGCCGCCAAAGAAGCACAGCCCAAACCGGCUCCGGCUCAUCCCGUUCAGCUGGUCUACACCGAUCUCCACAGGCAAUUGUGGUUGGAUGAAACUGCUGUGGACAGAUGCUUUGUGGACAGUGAGGUUUCAGGUUACCCCCUGUGCCUCAUCUGUGCGAUCGGGGAGAAGAGGAAAGGAAAAUCCAGCCUAUUGAAUUACAUACUGAGAGCCCUUUACAACCUGGAGAAGGGUCAGUCGGUCAGCCUAGGGGGAGCCGAUGAGACCCUGUCUGGGUUUAAAUGGAGAUCCGGGACAGACAGUGUCACCAAGGGGAUAUGGGUGUGGAGCAAACCAUUCAUCCUGGAGCGGAACGGUGAAAAGAUGGCCGUGUUCGUCCUGGACACAGAAGGGUCGCUGGACAUUGAAAGUGAUCGGGAGACCUGUAUCAAGCUCUCUGCCCUGUCCAUGCUCCUCAGCUCCUACCUGAUCUUCAAUGUAAACACGAGCUUGAAAACCACGGAGCUGGAUUAUCUUGAGAUGUAUCUCCAUGUCUCGGAGCUCACAGGGGAAUCUUUCUCUCUACAAUAUCUACAGCACUUAAAUAUCCUGGUUCGGGACUGGAAUGAUCCCGACAACUGCGGACGAGAAGCGGCGAAGUCCUAUAUAGAUCACGAGACUGAGAAACUUCGGAAAAGCUCGACAUACCACCGCGUGCUGGAGACUCUGCGCAGUCCGUCUGUGAGCGGCUUCCUCCUGCCGCACCCGGGGAAAGCGUUCCUGAGAUCCAAUCAGGGAAGGCUGUCAGACAUGGACGAUGAUUUCAGGGAUCACAUGAUCACCUACGUAUCGGACCUUGUGGGGGGCGUCUGGCUUCACCGCAAAACUGAUGUCCAUGGCGCGAAGAUCACGUGUGGCCAUUUGGGUCAAAUGCUUAAGGAUUUCGUCAGCACUUUGCAGAGAGAACACUUCAGCUUUGCUUCUCCAUUAGAGAUGUUUUAUGCACUUGAGAACAUGAAAAACAUGAAAAACACCGUUAAGAAAUUCCAGGAUUUUGUGGCAAAAGAGGCUCCCAUGACUUCUUCUCCAUUGAAAAUCUUGAGGGUAACGACCUCUAAGAUGCGGAUGAAGGUCAGCGAUGAGGCCUCUCGCCUUCUCCACGAGUAUGGGCAGAGUCUGAGAGGCGACAAUGACGCAGAGUGCCAGAAGCUCAUGGACGAGACCAAGACUCUCUUGAACCAAGAAGUGGAAAAAUUCUGUGACGAAUACUCCAAGCGCUUCACCAAAUGUGCCAUCAUGAUGGGAUGCGCAGUGGGGGGUGGGGUCCUUACCCUUGCCGGUGGUAUCGCAGGGGCUGCUGUGGCUGGAGUCGUUCUGGCCUCUGAGCUUGCCAUCAUCGUGGGUGCAGUUGGGGGGAGUGUUGCCGGCGGGGCCAUCGGAACUGGAGUUGGAGCAGGUGUUGGGAGUGUUAUUGGGCAUAAAGAGAAGAAAAAGGAUCAGAAGACUGAUGAGAGAAGUGAGUCAACAACUGAAGACACCCAACAGCUGGUAGUGAGUGAACAACUCCCAUCAUUGUAAUGUCCACCAGCUCCUACCAUGUGUGAGGCACUGCUUAAUUUUACACUGUAGACAGACAUCUCAAUUUAUUAUAGAAACGUUAUGGCCUCUUCCUUUUUAAUGGGGCACAAUGCCUUCCCAUUCCUCUGGAUAGAAUGCAAUAACCUUUUCCUGUAGGGGGCGCUUUACAGAAUUGAUUUUUAUAUGUGCAUUUCAUACAUUUUUAAUCUGUUUCUACCUAAGACAGCUGAGAAAAAUAACAGGAUGGCCACUACCGUGACCAAAAGGGAUUCCCACAGAAGACCCUCAAUGGAUGGACGCAGCCCCCUCUUCCUUGGAUUGGCCGCCGGGUAUAUGGAUGGACUCUCCUCAUCUUCAGCACUUUAUAAGCAUUGACUGUUCUUUCACUGAAUGAUUUCCAAAGAUCCAUGAUCUUCUGCCUUGGGUCUUAAUACUAUGGCUAUUCCUAAAGGGGUACUCCACCCCUAGACAUCUUAUUCCCUAUCCAAACGACCGUCACGCCCCCUCCCAUAGACUUGCAUUGAGGGGACGGGGCGUGACGUCACACGUGGCGGAGUCGUGACGUCACAGACUUCCGUUCCGGUGGUCGGGAUCCAGACCCUCCAGCGCUUCCGGAGCAGAAACAGGUUGGUGGCGCAUGCUAUAUUGCGGGGGUCCCCAGCGGCGGGACCCCCGCGAUCAGACAUCUUAUCCCCUAUCCUUUGGAUAGGAGAUAAGAUGUCUAGGGGUGGAGUAGCCCUUAAUGCACAAUUUACAGCACAUGAAUGCCAGCAAUACUGCUUGUUGCCAUUUUCCACAGGCGCCCAUCCUGGAAUAUGGCCAUUUUCAUCAGUGUAGGGUUUCCCAUUAAAAUGUUUCACACCCUUUGCUGGAAUCCAAAAGUUAGGGACAACUUUGAAGUCCUCAUCAACGUUCCACACAAAGUCUUUGGAGUUUUCCUUUGAAUAAAUGUAUUUUUUAAACCUCUUUUUCCGCCUGUUUUGUUGGCUUUCUGUCAUACCGAGCCCACUGGUAUGGAAGACCUUUGUGUGUAGUGACGUAGCAGCAUGUGCCAUCGACUUUCUCUGUAGCCAAGUGCAUUGUCAAUAGCGGCAUUCCAUGCCAGAGAGUUCAGGGUUUCUGUAACCAGCUCUUUGAACAUCUGGCGCUCCCGCUUGGCGGACGGCUCGCCCUUCACCUGAGUGACGAACACACACGAGCC